This is a messenger RNA of Physella acuta, 1158 nucleotides long. Its product is annotated as G-protein coupled receptor GRL101-like. The record is from RefSeq and is a predicted model, not a curated record. Lineage: Eukaryota; Metazoa; Mollusca; Gastropoda; Physidae. Gene Ontology annotation, molecular function: G protein-coupled peptide receptor activity; protein binding. Gene Ontology annotation, biological process: hormone-mediated signaling pathway; adenylate cyclase-activating G protein-coupled receptor signaling pathway; activation of adenylate cyclase activity. Gene Ontology annotation, cellular component: plasma membrane.
AUGGCCGACAGUGGGGUGGCCGACAGUGGAGUGGCGUGUAUCCCAAACGACCAGCUCUGUGACGGCACCCAAGACUGCCUGGACAACUCUGACGAGGAAGUCUGCUGGGAAUGCUGGGAGGUUCUCACACUGGACGGUGCCUGCCUCCCCACUCGGUGGUUCCAUGACGUCAUCGACACGGCUAAUUUUUUUCACCUGAAAACUCACGAGGGCAAGUUUCGUGUGAGCUACACGUGCAACGACAGCGACUGUUUUUUUAAGAACGACACGAGUAAACCAGUCACACUAUGUAACAGUACAAGUCUUUCACCUGGAUAUUUGGGAGGGAAAUGGAUAGCGCCUAGAUAUUUUAUCAUGAGCAUCUAUCUUACACUGAUCGCAGGAACUGACGUGUUUUAUCGUGAGAAAUACGUUCUGUAUGAUUCUAUGUGGAGGGGUAGUUCGCUUUGUAAAGCUGCAGGUUUUCUUGCUACUCUCUCCUGCGAGGCUUCGACAGCCUUUGUGUUUCUCAUCACGUUAGAUCGGGUUUUCGUGUUCAAAGAUCCGCUCCACCAACCGAACGUCCGAGAGAGCACCCGAGUGACCGUCGUUAGCCUAGUCUGGGCGUUGGCUGUCUUCAUCGCUCUAGUCCCUGUUCUGUUCCCAGACUGGCAGGUCUACUCGUCCAACGCCUUGUGCCUGGGUCUUCACGUCAACCCGACUCACAAUUCCGGAUGGAUCUUUUCCCUAACCAUCUACAUCGUCGUCAACUUCAUCAUCAUGCUGCUGGUGAUUGUGGGGCAAGUUCUGAUCUUUAAAUUUAUUUCCGUGUCCUCGAGUUCUCAAAUCAUCUCGUGUGUCCAGAAAAAACGCGAGAUCACGGUGGCCAAAAACCUGUCUCUGGUUGUCGUGUCCAAUGUCCUGUGCUGGGUUCCCAUCUGCACGGUGGGGCUACUGUCGGCAGUGGGGUACAGCUUCAGCCCCGACACCUACGGCUGGCUGGCUGUGGUUGUCUUGCCGCUUAACUCAGCCGUCAACCCGAUACUCUAUACUCUACCCCCAGCGUAUCAAAAACUUUUAGAAAUAAAAAAUCGUCGGAAUUUUUUUACUGUCGGCAGUGGGGUACAGCUUCAGCCCCGACACCUACGGCUGGCUGGCUGUGGUUGUCUUGCCGCUUAA